Molecule: messenger RNA, 713 nt
Organism: Capsicum annuum
Lineage: Eukaryota; Viridiplantae; Streptophyta; Magnoliopsida; Solanales; Solanaceae
Exons: 2
Coding region: 176-559 (127 amino acids)
Source: RefSeq, a predicted model, not a curated record
UUUUACGUUGGAAUUGUAAUUUUUUCUAUACUCAGACCAAACGAGUCCUUAGUUAAGCACAAGUAAUUGGCAUUAUGCAGCUCAUAGUCAACUCUUCUAUCUCUAUAUGAUCUCCUUAUAUUAGUUCUCAAUUCUCCCAACUCAACAAACAGAAUUAUUGGAGCAAAAACUAACAAUGUCUUCAGACCAAAAGAGCCUCAACAAAAGUAUUAGACAUGUCAAUUCCACAACCAUAUUCAGCCAGGCCCGUCGGAAAUUAUUCUUCCGUAGGAAGAAAUUACCGACGGUCUGGCUCGGAGGUGGAGGGAAGAAGCAACGGAGGAGAUUUUCGCUAGUGAAGAUUUUUCGACGAGUUCGAUUGAAGUGGAUAAAAUUGCAGUAUUUACGUAUGUUGAAGAAAAUAAAAGAAUGUUAUUGGUCGUUGGUAAAUGAUAUAUUGGAAGGAAAUAAUGAAGCAAUUGAUGCAUUCCAAAGAAGACUCAUGUUUGAGACCUCUUUUGCUGUUCCUGUGAUGGGACUUUCCUUCAAUAAUUUUCCGAAUCGUCGUCGUAUUAUUUAGUGAGUUCAGAGGCCCCUAAAGCAUCAAGAAAGAACUCUUUGUUGGGGAUGAUCCCAUCUUUGUACAUGCAAAUCAGUAGUUUUUGUUCAUAUCAGUUUUAGUGUAGACUUUUAUGUAAAAGUUUAUACGUUGAGGAGUCUUGUAAAACUACUUC